Messenger RNA from Papaver somniferum (opium poppy), 1912 nucleotides. Its product is annotated as eukaryotic peptide chain release factor subunit 1-3-like. Gene Ontology annotation, cellular component: translation release factor complex; cytosol. Gene Ontology annotation, biological process: cytoplasmic translational termination. NCBI's taxonomy places the organism in Eukaryota, Viridiplantae, Streptophyta, Magnoliopsida, Ranunculales, Papaveraceae. The coding region runs from base 191 to 1501 and encodes 436 amino acids. The transcript is spliced from 2 exons. The record is from RefSeq and is a predicted model, not a curated record. Gene Ontology annotation, molecular function: sequence-specific mRNA binding; translation release factor activity, codon specific.
GUGUAAAACCCUAAUAAAAGCCUACACAGAAGCAGAAUCAAACCCACCGUUAUCUUCUGUCUAGUAUAGAGAGAGAGUUUUUUUUUCUCCUCUUUUUACUUUCAGUUCUUCUUCAUCCAAGAAGGAGAAGAAGAAACCUUAGACAGGUUAGUGGUUUCUUCGUGCUUGGUUAUAUUUCAAAUCUCUUGCAAUGUCAGACAGUCAGGAUACUGAUAAGAAUAUCGAGAUAUGGAAGAUCAAGAAAUUGAUUAAAGCGCUAGAAGCUGCUAGAGGUAAUGGUACAAGCAUGAUUUCUCUCAUCAUGCCACCACGAGAUCAGGUUGCUCGGGUCACUAAGAUGUUGGGUGAUGAAUUUGGUACUGCCUCAAACAUCAAGAGUAGAGUUAACCGUCAGUCAGUAUUGGGUGCGAUUACCUCUGCUCAACAGAGAUUGAAACUUUACAAUAAGGUCCCUCCAAAUGGUUUAGUUUUGUACACAGGAACUAUCAUGACAGAUGAUGGGAAGGAGAAGAAGGUUACAAUUGAUUUUGAGCCUUUCAAGGCAAUUAAUGCAUCAUUAUACCUUUGUGAUAAUAAGUUUCAUACAGAGGCUCUAAAUGAACUUUUGGAAUCUGAUGACAAGUUUGGUUUCAUAGUCAUGGAUGGAAAUGGUACACUUUUUGGGACACUAAGUGGGAACACACGUGAAGUGCUUCAUAAGUUCACAGUCGAUCUCCCAAAGAAACACGGUAGAGGAGGACAAUCUGCUCUGCGUUUUGCUCGUCUUCGAAUGGAGAAGCGUCACAACUAUGUGAGAAAAACUGCUGAGCUUGCAACACAAAUGUACAUCAACCCAGCCACUAGUCAGCCUAAUGUCUCAGGGUUAAUUCUUGCUGGAUCUGCUGAUUUCAAGACAGAGCUGAGUCAGUCCGAUAUGUUUGAUCCCCGUCUUCAGGUCAAGAUACUGAAUGUGGUUGAUGUUUCUUAUGGAGGUGAGAAUGGUUUCAAUCAAGCCAUUGAGCUUUCUGCCGAGAUUCUAUCUAAUGUGAAGUUCAUUCAGGAAAAAAAUUUGAUUGGUAAGUACUUCGAGGAGAUUAGUCAAGACACGGGGAAGUACGUAUUUGGUGUGGAAGAUACUCUGAAAACUCUAGAAAUGGGUGCCGUAGAGACACUUAUUGUGUGGGAAAAUCUGGACAUCAACAGAUACGUACUGAAGAACAGUGCCACUGCGGAGAUAGUUAUUAAGCAUUUGAACAAGGAUCAAGAAGCUGAUCAAAGUAACUUUAGGGAUUCGGAAACCUCUGCAGAAUUAGAGGUUCAAGAAAAGACUUCAUUGUUGGAGUGGUUUGCUAAUGAGUACCGAAAAUUUGGAUGUACACUUGAGUUUGUUACCAACAAAUCCCAAGAAGGGUCCCAAUUUUGUAGAGGUUUUGGAGGCAUUGGAGGUAUCUUACGUUACCAGCUUGACAUCAGGCAGUUUGACGAGUUGUCGGACGGGGAAGUAUAUGAAGAUUCAGAUUAGAAACCUAUCAACCAUAUCUCAGAGUUGGUGUAGGAAAUAAAUAGAAGUCGUUACCUGGAAUUUAUGAAGGCUUGAACUUGUUGCUGUUAUGCUGCUGCGGCGUACUUGAACUUGUUGCUGUUAUGCUGCUGCGGCGUACUUGACAAUGGUUUCAGGAAGGAAUUGAACUGAAGGUUUUGCCUACUCUGAUUUCUUCUGCUUCUAUGGUUGAUUGCAUGUUUCAUGUCACAUUACUCACACAAUUAGAGUUUCCUAUUGUGUGUACAACUAAACCUAGGGGUUUUGUUUAGCUAGAGGUGGAUUUUGGUUAUGGACCCUCUAGUGGGAAAAAGACAUUUUAAGUUAUUGCUGUUGUGAUUGUUGCACCUUCCAUUUUGAUGUGGUUAAGUCAUACUUUUUUUCUUUUCCUGA